Messenger RNA from Diprion similis, 997 nucleotides. Its product is annotated as farnesol dehydrogenase-like. The transcript is spliced from 5 exons. The record is from RefSeq and is a predicted model, not a curated record. The coding region runs from base 89 to 841 and encodes 250 amino acids. Lineage: Eukaryota; Metazoa; Arthropoda; Insecta; Hymenoptera; Diprionidae.
AGCGCAGUAACUCAGGCCAGUCGUAGAAUCGAUUUGAAGUCUUAUCCGUUCAGUUGCGCGGGUGAAAGCUGUUAUUUUUAAAUUUACGAUGGAUCGGUGGGCAGGAAAAGUCGCUCUCGUUACCGGAGCUAGUGCUGGAGUCGGCGCUGUCACGGUUGAGACUCUCGUUCGAGAGGGUCUCACUGUUGUCGGCGUAGCUAGACGAGUGGAAAAUGUCGAAAAACUUGGCGAAAAGCUAAAGGGCGCGAAAGGCAAGCUUUGGGCGAAGAAAUGCGACGUCACCAAGGAAGAAGAGAUCCUGGAAGUCGUCGAAUGGAUCAAGAAAACCCUCGGAGGCAUUGACGUCCUCAUUAAUAACGCUGGGAUGGCAUAUUUUGCAUCAAUUUCCGACGGAGAUACGGAGGGAUUUCGUCGGGUUCUGGACGUUAAUGUCCUGGCAGUCGCUAUCUUGACAAGGGAAGCUAUACGCUCCAUGAAGGCGCGUCAAGUUGACGGUCACAUAAUCAACAUCAACAGUGUUUUGGGCCAUGAAGUUCCUGACGUAAGCGACAAGUACAGUUUAUACCCGAGUAGCAAAUACGCGGUAACAGCAAUGACGGAGGUCACGAGGAAAGAGUUGAUCAAAGCCAACACCAAGAUCAAAGUAACGAGUAUCAGUCCUAGUCUUAUCAAGACAGAAUUUCUGGCUGCUGCCACCAACGAGGCAGUGGCUAAGGCCGUUUAUAAUCAACGACCUGCACUGAAUCCGGAAGAUGUGGCUAAUGCCAUUGUCUAUGCAUUAGGCACUCCAGCGCAUGUUCAAGUAUGUGAGCUGGUAUUACGCACAGCUGGUGCAUUAUGAACGAAUUUCCGAUGGUUAUGAAACUGGAGCUGUGACCGCAAGAAAGUCAUAAUCGAAUGCAUUCGUUGCAACUCGUAAUUUCAACUCGAAUUGAAUGAUCAUCAUACGAACUUAUUAUGCUUAUGUGCGGGUAGACCUAGAAACCUACAAGUCGUC